This is a messenger RNA of Drosophila obscura, 1812 nucleotides long. RefSeq lists its product as uncharacterized. The record is from RefSeq and is a predicted model, not a curated record. The transcript has 2 exons. Bases 679 to 1671 code for a protein of 330 amino acids. NCBI's taxonomy places the organism in Eukaryota, Metazoa, Arthropoda, Insecta, Diptera, Drosophilidae.
ACCGACCAACGGGUUUGCACUUUCAUCGCGACACACACAGCGAACACUUUUUCGUUUAUAAAUACAUGGCGCCUCCGCAGGUCUGCUGGCAAUCGUCGUCGAGAGGUCUCCAACGGAUUUACAAAACACAUCGAAGCUCACCGCUUUUCCAAAGCCGAAAGUAAAAGCGUUUUUCCAGCAAACCGAACUUGUCCAUCGACUUUGGGUUUUGCUUUUGCUUUUGCGGGACGGAGACCUUGUGCUGGGAGCUCUAUCGUCAAUAGACACGGUUUGCCCACGCUCCAGUCAGGACGUGCACUCGAGUGUUGAUUUUUCUGUCAAAUUGAGUGAGUGAUUCGUGUCCAGUUUUGUGCCACCAGUGAUGAUGGUUGGGUGGUCCUGGCCUUAAAAGCAAACUGGUUCUUCUGUGGAACAUACGAUAAGCGGACUGGGUGUGGUGACACACAAACUGUUUGCCGGCCAUCCUGGACAAAAGAAAGUGCGCGCACUCCAUGCGAUAUUAGCUAACAUCAAUUGCCAUAGAACCGGUUGCAUUGCCUCGAUUGAAAGCCCCAGUAAUAAAUUCGAUUUGCUUACACGAGUCGAGUCGAGUGCCGUACCUGUGCCGUGAUCCCGAGACUUCCGGUUAAGCAAUUUCUUUUCCAGCCCCGACAGAGUCAGAUUGCAUAAUUGUCAACGAUGCCAUCGGCCAUGCAGCUGCUGCUCCUGACAUUGCUAUUGGCAGCCAUGCCAGCACUGGGCCUGGGACGCAAGGUGAAGCGGAAGGACGCCCACUACCAUCUAAAUGUGCCUCCACCACCACCGCCACCGUCACAACAGGGCCAGGGCCAGGUGCAUCAGGGCCAACAUCAACAGGCCACGCAGAUCGAACACGAAGUGCCGCCCUAUUCAUUCGAAGCCAUUAACCACGACGAGUUUGAGCCAGCCCAGAGCCCGCAUCUGAAUGGACAGCCCACGCGUUACGAAAGCUCCGACUACAUUUUACACAACCUACAAAGCGGCGGCGGCGGAUAUCUGGCGGACAAUGGGCUGCGCAGCAUUGCCAAGGGAUCGGCGGAUACAGCCAUCUCGGCGGUGGCCAGUCAAAAUGCGGCGGGAAAACAGGCAUCGUAUGUCGCCAAGAGUACUCUGGCCCAGGCAGCAGCGCAAGCAGCCGGCACAGCCGUGGCUGUGCUCAAGGGCAAAGAGGUGCUACUGCACCGACUGGAGGAUCAGAGCGUGGAGGCACACAAGGCAAUGGAGAACGAGCUGACGCAGCUGCAGCAGGCCAAGCGAUCGGCGAAAGCUGCCCAAUAUGCGGCCCAGCAGGCCAUCAACCAUGUGAGCGUCCUCACGGCGGCACUGAACAAUGCCCAAUCCGCAUCUGAACUCGCCCAAAAGUCCGCGUCCGAGGCAGCCGCUGAAUUGGCCUCCCAAAUCGAUAUGGUGGCCCAGGCAAAGACCAAACUGGAGCAGGCCGAGUCCCAUGCGUACGCCGCUCGGUUGGAUUAUGAGGAGACUCGGGAUGCGGCGGAGAAGGCCACGCUGUCCGCGCAGGAGGCACACCUCAAUGCCAACGAUGCUGCUCUGCACGCCAAUGUACAGCUCAGUGAAGCGGUUCACAUUCAUGAUAAAAGCGAUCGCAAUGUGGUUGAACCGGCCCCGGCCCGCCAUCGUCGACGCCGCCCGUAAUACACUUCCACGACGAAGUUUUGUUGGCAUUUAAGCUUCAAUUUGAACUUAUUUAUUUCUUUUCCAUGUAUUUACUUUAACUCUAAGUUUUGUUAUCUUGUUAAUAAAUAAUAGUUGUGAGAAAACGAGAAUCCAAACGAG